AUGUUAUAUUUAAAACAAGCAAUAAAGUUUGAACUUGUUUGGUUGCGAGUUGGACUUUCCCUUCUUUUGUUUUCACUACUGUUUUUUCGUGGAAGAUUAUUUCCAGAAAACCAGAAAAUGCGGAGGUCGUCUUUGAAGAUGCCAUUUGAUCCAGUUAAUGAUAGUACAGCGGAGGCUACUGGAUCAACUAAAAAAUUGAAUAGAAGAGUCUCAUUUUCUCAGUACAUACAUGUUUGGAGUCAUGAUAGUGAAGGGGAAUCAGAAAUCUGUGUCAAAAAUUGUAUGAUUUCAGAUAUAUCUAUGGAGGAUGAUUUUGAGGCAACAAUAGGUAAUACUCGUAAGGAUGACAACAGUAUUGGAGGUGUUACAUCUAUUCAUGAUGUUUCAAUGGAAGCAGUCACGCCUACUUCUUGUCAGAUAGUUGAUCGAAUAUCAACUAAUAGUAGUGAUGAUCAACAACAGAUGAUAAAUAUGGAGAUUGAAGGCGGAGAUGAAGGUAGUCAAGUUAGCAUGAAGUUAUCGCCAGAUUGUAAUCCAGAGGACGAAAUGAUGAUUAUUGAAAAUACAUUAGAUAUUAAAAAUAAUGAUGAUGUUGCACCUAAAUGUGAUGCAUCAGACAUGGAGAUUCAAAAUGACGGUGUCUCUGCUUUGCCAACCUUUGAAGUCGAUGAUAUGUCUGUAGUUAUAAGCAGUGAAGAGACUGUUUGUAAUUCACCCGAAAAACAUGAUACUACUCAUUCAUCGCAGCAUAAAAUCUCAAAUAUUACACCUGUGGCAAACAGAGACACAGAGACAGAACUAAAAAAAAUGAAUACACCUCAUGUAUUAUCACCGCGUGUUGAUGCAGUAUUGACUGAUGUAAUGA
This is a messenger RNA of Trichobilharzia regenti, 865 nucleotides long. NCBI's taxonomy places the organism in Eukaryota, Metazoa, Platyhelminthes, Trematoda, Strigeidida, Schistosomatidae. The record is from the annotation of a GenBank genome assembly.